This is a messenger RNA of Phoenix dactylifera (date palm), 760 nucleotides long. RefSeq names its product copper transporter 6-like. The record is from RefSeq and is a predicted model, not a curated record. Gene Ontology annotation, cellular component: plasma membrane. Gene Ontology annotation, molecular function: copper ion transmembrane transporter activity. Gene Ontology annotation, biological process: copper ion transmembrane transport. Lineage: Eukaryota; Viridiplantae; Streptophyta; Magnoliopsida; Arecales; Arecaceae.
CUUGCUCUUAUUUUGUUUAUCCCUCGGCUGGGUCGGUGAAGGGGGAGAGACGGAAAUGGGCGCAGGAGAGGGCAUGGGUGGUGAUGCCAUGGGAGGCAUGAUGCCCCCAUCAGACCCAGGUGGGAUGCCCAUGCCAAGUCGCGGCGGCCGCAUGGCGAUGCACAUGACCUUUUUCUGGGGGAAGCGCGUGGAGAUCCUCUUCUCCGGCUGGCCCGGCGAUCGGGGCGUCGGCAUGUACCUCCUCGCCCUCCUCUUCGUCUUUGUCGCCUCUGCCCUCGUCGACUACCUCUCCUCCAUCUCCCGACGCCUCUCCCGAGGACCAGCCGCCACCCCCGGUGAUCGCCGGGUCUCCACUGCCGUGUUGCUGACCACCCUCCAUGCCGUCCGGUUGGGGCUGGCUUACCUCGUCAUGCUCGCCGUCAUGUCCUUCAAUGUCGGCGUCCUCAUCGUCGCCAUCGCCGGCCACGCCGUGGGUUUCCUGGUCUCGGGCGCCGGCCUCUCCAAAGGGGAUCCGUCCAAUGAACCGGCGGACCCGACCAAAUCCAUGUAUUCAUAGCUUACCUCCGAACACCAUGUCGGUCGGAUUUCUUUCUUUCACCGUAGUUUCCCUCGUAUCAGUGUGUGAGUGGAGAUGGAAUCGAAUUUGGCCGCGUGGCCGCAUGCUUGCUUAUCAGUAAUAUCGGAGGGCUCUCGGUUUCUUAUUCGGCCGAACCCACCGUUAAUGUUCAAACAAACUAUCUAGUACCGACUGAAUUUUCUA